UGCCCUCCAGCAUUCACGCCUCCCGUGUCCGUUGCACGGCUCCUCACACACUAUAGUCGCGGGACUUUAGCACACUAACACCUCCGUAGGUGUGGGGGUGAGCCCCAGAGGAGGUGUCAAUCCUAGCGCUGCUCAGUGACCAUCGCGGCGCCACCCAAGUAACACCUUCGGCUUAGAGCCGCGCUCGUGAAAACUUCCACGUACUGGCUGUGAAGCGACUACGAACGUAUCUAGAGAGAAAAAGCCUGCGCCGGGCCCCUGUAAACAAGUCGGCGAAACGAAGCCUUCUGCUCGCCGUGAAGAAAAAGUAUUCACCGGUCACAGUCCUCACGGGAAUAAUACAUGACCGGCCGCGGUACGAGAGCGGGCUAAAUCCUAGUAUUCGUGUACAAAUAGUGAGCCGCUGCCGACGGCAGACGUAUUUCACUUGGUUCGCAACGUCAGGCGUAGUAGCGCAACAUAAAGUAUCGCGUCGGGAUAUUCGUGACUCUCGAAGAAAUUUUGUUCAUGUAUCGUAAGCACUGGAAGUAUCGAGGUAUUGCUAAUCGGGAUUGUUAGUGAUAUAGAGGUAUCCAGUUGGCCACGGGAUUUGUUGCUGUCACUUAUCUCAGUGCCAGAGAAAGUUGGGAUUGUGCAAAUUGGGCCUGAGGAAUAAUCGUGAUUUUUGGUCGCGUGAGAAAGAAAAAAAGAACGGUGAGCGACGGCUACUUGGGUUGGGUAUAUACGGAUAUGUGUGUGACCAUUGUGAAGAUUUUGACAUGGAAGUGACUCUGAUAUUAAAGAUUUACAUGGGCCCGAGGCCGUGAAGAAUUGUGCGCGAAUCACUCGAUUCGACUGGCCCAUAGGUCAAUGGGCCUGUUUCCCUGUGAACGCUCAUUAACCUAACUUUAAAUUGUGUCCGCAGUGUCUCCGGCAAGAUAUUUGCUUAAUGACAGGAUAAUACGAUUCGAGAGUGUGCGAAAUUCGCGGGAAUUUUGAUCAGUCGAAAUUACGUAAGGCGAAAGAGCAUCGGUGGAGUGUCAGCUCCUCCAAUGGAAUACAUUCUCAUGAAGAGAACAGAAUCCGUAACUCCUUCGCGGGAGAUAUCGCAAGGAAGAGGAUCUUCCUUAUCAUCGACAAUGCCCAAGAACUAACAAGUGAAAGAUAUUCGAGAAAAGAAGAGCGCGUCACGCGAACAAUUUCGUUAUAAUGUGAGUGAUAAUCGUGACGAGACUGUCUUCCUGCUUGAUAAGGUGAACAAAAAUUGAAGUAAAAAAAAAACAAGUCAAGUGCGUAUCGGCAGUCCAAGGAUAAUGUCCGGGACAUCGAGGAGGACCACAGCGUCUCUCCUCUGGUCCUGCUAAAGAGUACAGCCGCUCUUGUAAAGCAACCUUCACCGCGUGACAGGUCACAAUAACAAAUCCCAAGCCAGGAGCAAGCCCGAAUUAAAAGCAUAAAGAGCCAACGCAACAACAAGCUCCAACGGAAGGAGUCCAAGGGAACAAAUAGAGACAGCAAAGAAGUAAAAAGAGCCGCAGCUUCGCCAGGCUCUUUGCUUUCUUGAGUCACUCGAAGAGGAAUCUCGCUUGACUCGGCACACUCGCCAUCUCGAUGAGAUUCGAACAAGACACGGCGUGCAGGGGUACCCACUGCGCCAGCACUCCGCUACCACUGCAGCGAACCCGGCAGCCGGAGGAGGAGGAGUCGGAGCUGGAGGAUUCCGCGAAGGAGGUCGAGGGUCAAGCAAGAGAAUUGGAGGCUAACGUGGUCGAGGGUGCCAAGACGGGGCUCAGGAGUGAGGCCGCGGGGCCUGGGAUGGCGUACCCCGCACCAGCAACGGCUCUGAAUCAGCACUCACCCUUCUCGAGCUCGAUCUCGAGCACGACGACGAACCCGGGUGUCCACCUGGGCAGCCACUUGCCGGCACCGGCGGCACCCAGGCCAACGGACUUCAGCGUAUCGUCCCUCCUGACAGCCGCCGGCACGCAUCCACCGGUCUUAGGUGGCUCCUCGUCUCAAGGGAGCGCGUCGCCGCCUCCCGGUGGACCCGGCAGUCCGGCCGCGGCGCCGGAAACGCCGCCGCCGUUACCAAGUCAAAGGGAACUCUCGCAUCCAUCCUCGGCGGUCACCGCGGCCAGCUACUUCAGCGCUGCGGCUCUGGCCGCUGCCGGCUUUUACAACCCUGGGGCACAUCUACCGCCGACCAGCUCGCCAGGACCUACCGCUGCUCAUCAUCUUCAGGCGAAGAGCAUACUAGCUGGGCAGCAUCAUCAUUCUCAUCUUACUCACGGUAUAACGCCACCCGGUUUGGGCCUAGGGCCCCACACGCCGGAGGAGGCCCACGCGGCUGUCCUGGCGGCGGCGGCCGCGGCGUUGCAUCAUCAUCACCAGGGCGGACCCGGUGCACCAGGCAUGAGGCCCUUAAGGCCCCCAUUGCCCCCGGGCAUGCUGCACUCGUCGCCGCAUCCACUGGCGCCUCAUCAUCCUCUGGCGGGGCCUCAUCAUCCUCUGGUACCACCUCAUCAUCCCGAAGAGGAUGGGGUUGUCGAUGAUCCAAAAGUCACUUUGGAAGGGAAGGAACUUUGGGAAAAAUUUCACAAAUUGGGCACCGAGAUGGUAAUCACGAAAAGUGGCCGGCAGAUGUUUCCUCAGAUGAAGUUCCGUGUUUCCGGGCUGGACGCCAAAGCCAAGUACAUCCUGCUGCUGGACAUCGUGGCGGCUGACGACUACAGAUACAAAUUUCACAACAGCAGGUGGAUGGUGGCAGGCAAGGCGGAUCCCGAGAUGCCGAAGAGGAUGUACAUACAUCCGGACUCGCCGAGCAGUGGCGAACAGUGGAUGCAGAAGGUCGUGAGCUUUCACAAGCUCAAGCUCACGAACAACAUCAGCGACAAGCACGGCUUUGUAAGUACUACGAUAUUAAACUCCAUGCACAAGUAUCAACCCAGGUUUCACCUGGUCCGCGCCAACGACAUCCUCAAGUUACCCUACUCGACAUUUCGGAGUUACGUGUUCAAGGAGACCGAAUUCAUCGCGGUGACGGCAUACCAGAACGAGAAGAUAACGCAAUUGAAAAUCGAUAACAAUCCAUUUGCGAAAGGAUUUCGUGACACGGGUGCUGGGAAACGAGAGAAAAAAAGGCAGGCGCUGUUGACCGUGUCCGGUGGUGGUUCCCGUCUAACAUCCGGUGCACCGGCGUCCCCGGAGAAGAGACGCUCCUCGAACUUGGCGAACGAUCUUUUGGACGACGACGAUAAGCUGCUGGACGUGGUGGGUCCAGACACGCCUCAUCCGGCGCAUCAUCAUCGCGACAGGGAUCAUUCCAGAGACAGGGAUGACAGAACCAGUGAGAGGGGAGAGGGUAGCGAAUCGUCUGGUUCUGAGAGUGGUGGGGGUGGAGGUAGCGGAAGUGGUCCCGGUACUGCCGGUACGACGUCAGAAGGGCCGAGGCCGGAUGUCUCCGUGGGUCCACCGCUUCAUCCGCCACUUUUACCGUACCUCUACCCACCUGUGCCUGGACUUUACCCUGGACCAGGUCCUCUGAUACCUCCAAGUCCUCUUGGACUCCACGGCGGCGUUACACCGGGUAUGCUGUUCAACGCCCAAUUGGCUCUGGCAGCGUCUCAACAUCCGGCACUCUUCGCCCACUAUCCUCAUCCUCUGGCGAGUCCUCUUCAUCAACUGAAGGGGCACCGGUUUGCGCCAUACACUCUGCCGGCGCCGUCGCACGGCUCGGCCUUCGAGACGGUCACCCCAGGAAGCAGGACGCUCAGUCCGAGGUCACCGCCGCCAAGACCACCCACCGGCUCGCCAACGCCCGCUGGAUUGACCUCGACGAAUUCGACGAGCGGUGACCUCAAGUCAAUAGAGAACAUGGUGAACGGUCUUCAGGACAAGAGGCGACGUAGUCCCAGCUUGACGCCUGGACACAGGGGCGACGCGGACACAGGAGGGGGGAGUCCGUGACAGGAGAAUGACCGCGUGACAAGCACCGAUCAUCGAGACGACCACGAGGACCAUCACCAGGACCAUACCAGUAGCGAGGACUCGCUGGACGAUCGAGAAUUCGAGCCGGAUUCCACGUCGGAGCCGUCGUAGCCGGAUCUUGACGUCUAGCGAUUGAGCCAGGACAAUCCGAAUCCAGAGUCAUUGACGUUGGGUACCGGCGGGGACUCCUUGGAUAUCCAGCUAGAGACACGGACCUCAGACCUCGAAGAGUUCACCGUACGAAGAGUUCAGCAUUAAAAGAAGCUCCAAGGAAAAUUAAGAGUCCUGCGUCCUGCAGGUCGUUCCUCGAUGCGCAUCCCGUGGGAAGUCUCGAGCUACAAAGUGCAAUUUUUUCCAAGGGCGACGCCCGGCGUAGCGACCGACUUCGGUGAGCCCGACGCGUCGCGACGCUCGUGCCUCUCCCGCGCGUUUAAGCCCGCCCCCUCCCUUCCCUCCCGUCAGUGUACAUAGAGAACCCGAAGAGCACAAUUACGAUUUUAAUGGACAAGAGAUCUAGAUUUUUAAGAGGGAUCCACAGAUCACUAUUAAAGGCGAGAUGCUGGAGCGAAUACGUGGGACCCCGUCGGCCAAUUCUUCUAGAGCUGGACGCCGCCUCCGCCGCCUCCGCCGCCGCCGCCAACCGCUGCCGCUGCCGCCGCCGCCGCUCCCGAUGUUGCUGACGCUGUUGCCGCUCCCGCGGUACCCUUUUGCAUAAGUGCCGCCUGUGCUGUACAUUAUUACCCUUUAUGACUGGAGGAGCACACGGUGCGAGGAUUCAUUAAAAAUAGAGAUCGAUCAGGAUGGAUGCGAGUGACGUGUUGUUGGGCGUGCGAGUGAGAGAGAGAGAGAGAGAGAGAGAGAGAGAGAGAGAAUGGUGCGAUAUGAAAAAGAAAAGAGAUAGGAGACGUGCGUGAAACAUUGAAAAAGAGGGGAGGGAUACGUUUGGAAGUUCUACCUGCGAAUACUAAAUAUAAGUGAAUAAUUAGGAUGAUAUUUGCAAUAUAAAAAGCACCUUCACUAAUUGCAGUGAGAACCCAGGACCUCGAGAGCCCCAUUGUAAAUAUGUACCCUAGCGAUAUACAUAAUACAUAUAAAUAUUAUAUAUAUAAAUAUAUAUAUACACUCGAUGACACAUGCUACACGAGAAUACACGAACCUAUAUGUAUAAUGUAUAUACGUAUAUAUCAUAUACGUUAUAUAUAUACAUAUAUAGAUACGCAUUAUCCUCUGUAUUAAUUAUUAAAUAUAUUAUUAUAUUCAUUAAUAAGAGUCGUAAACGAUCAACGCAUAAAAACGCACACCCGCCCGGUUAAAACGCCUCGAUCGCUGACGAUAAACGCCAAGGGGUGGGGACACCGUGGGAAACGAGUAGAGUCGAGCGAGAAAAUGUUGGAAUUAGGGAAAAAGGGCGCAGUGGCGGAGGGGGGUUUAUCGUUAAAAAAAAAAAAUAUUGGAGUAGGGAGAUCGUGACAAAGGAUACGUUCAUACAAACUCUCGCUAUUCUUCUCGCUCCACGUGUCCUUUUCUCUUACUUCCUUUCACGUUUCCAUUUACCUUUAUUCACUGGUCGUCCGUAUUUUUGUGCAUUCUACGUAAAAGGGCUCUUCCUCGCGCCGUCAUUGUUAAUUUUAUAUCUUUCAUUUGCAUAUAAUUUUAUCAGCACCUCCGUUACGUCCGCUUGUCACGAAAUAUCAAAUUGUCCAUUCUGUUUGUCGUCGUAAAAUUUUGGAAAAAAAUAUCGUUUCCAUCAAUUUUUUCGCGAUUCUUAACGCGAUUACGAAGAUGAUUUAAAAAAAAGGAAUUUCAAUUAAAAAAAAAAAGCCUUACUCAACGAUCCCUAUUCGGUCAUGAGACCUUGCGAACUGUCAUGAUUUUUACGAAUAAAUACUUCUCGCGAAACUUUUGCCUACUCGUAGUCUCUCGGGAUCGUUCGAAUGUGUCUCACGAGUGCGAGCGAUCAUUCGCGGAAAUACACGAAUGCGGAGUGUUCGGAAAAGUGAGGAAAAAAAAUGGAUGGAAGAGAAAAAAACUGGAAACGAGCUCAGGGUUUACUUUUCGAUAAUCGAUGAGGUCGCCAAGCGGCUCAAAGUUACGUAAUAAUUCAUUACUCGUCUUCGUUGUUAUGUAAUCGGUACGCUUCGUUGUUUUUGUAAUGAUCUUAGCUCUUUUUCUCGUUUUCGUGAUAGAAAUUCGGGCGAUUCCGCAAAAAUGUAUAAAAAAAAGUAGCAAUUGAUGUAGAUAAUUAUUAAAUAUGUAAUAGGACGUCGAUUAACUUACAAAUCAAAGCGUGUGAAUUUUCUUAGAGAAUACGCACACUGGCGCGACAACACUGACACUAUAUACAAAUGACAUACGUACACCCUCAUUCGAAUACAUUAUGUAAACUUACAUAGUACACAGGGACACUGGUAUAUACAUAUAUACAUAGAAGAAAAAAAAAACUUACACUCGAUCAGAGAUUAUAAGUGAAGUCUCAAAAUGAUGAAUGAAUAAAAAAAAAAAGAAGUCUUUAUCGUUUGUAUGCGCUAUGAAAAAGCCUACGACUGCUAUAACAUACCCGCGUUGUCAUUUUACCAAUUUUCAAUAUCUUUCCUUUCUCUCUCGCCUUUUUUCGAAAAAUUCUAUGCGAAUACGUAUACGUGUGCGCGGCUCGCAUCGUCGCGCUGUUUUUGAAAUUUAGACUAGUCCUAUAGCUGCAACCCAGUACUUUACGUUCGAGGGACUUUUGGAAAUAUUUUUUUUUAAUUUGAAUAUUUUAUGUAGAUACUCGAUUUCGAAAAUAUCAUUCGACACAUUUAUAUUUAGUUCCUAUAGUUGUGAUUGCGAAUUAAAGAAAUUUUGUUUUUUUUAAUAAAUUAAGUCUGUGUAAAGAAAAAUUGUAAAAUUGUCUUCUGGGUUGCAGCCUGUCGAAAACUUGAAGGGACAUUUGUCGAAUUCCAAGGAUUUGGCGCAAGAGGAUUUUUGAGAUUUAUUUAAAAAAUAGAAUAUGCCAAGAUUCUUUUUCGAAAGAAAAGUCAGAACAAAGGACUGUUCAAAUGAUCUAUUGUCGUUUAUUUAUUAUAUCGAUUCGUUGGAAAUUGCAAAAUUUCUAUUUGCAAAUUUUAUCUGCCAAAUAUUAACGGUGUAUUUAUUACGAUAAAAAUCCUUGGAAGAAAAUUCGAAGAAAGAAGUAUAAAUGACUGUGUCGAAAAUUGUCCUUGCUUUAAUGACGUAGACGUGCGUGGGAGCGUUUGGUGCGAGAGUGCAGAAGUAAUUAGCGGAGAAAAAGAAUGAGUGAUAAGGAAUCGAUGUAAAAUGGCAAAGACAAGUAAACGAAGGGAGGGAGAGAUUAAAAAGAAAAAAAUUCGCGGGGAAGGAAGAAACUCAGAAUACCAAGUUAAACGUUACGUAUGCAAAAAGGGCGCAGCGCAGGGCCGUAAACGCCUGGCUGCAUAAGAAUCUACCAGUUACAUUAAUUGUUUCAUCGUUUAUAUAAUUUUCGAAGAUUUGCUCAAAAAAGUUUAUUUAUCCCACUUUCCAAUUGGCGAGCGGCCCUGCGGUUGAUUUUAAAACCAGCCCCAAUAUCCCAAAGCCUGGAAUCCUGAAAAGCAAUAAUAAGGCCCUGUGCGGCCGUAUCAUCCUCAAUUCUCCAGUCCCACCUCUUUUACGUCCCAAACCCUCGAAAAUCAUAUUCCUAUGGCUUGUAUUGUAUAUUGUACACCCUAGAUCCCAAACCCUCCAAGAACCCACAUGACUAAGAAUUAUAUAUUAAUUUAAAAAUA
This is a messenger RNA of Cephus cinctus (wheat stem sawfly), 7727 nucleotides long. It is a transcript of the gene bi, whose product is annotated as optomotor-blind protein. The coding region runs from base 1591 to 3945 and encodes 784 amino acids. NCBI's taxonomy places the organism in Eukaryota, Metazoa, Arthropoda, Insecta, Hymenoptera, Cephidae. Gene Ontology annotation, biological process: cell fate specification; regulation of transcription by RNA polymerase II; positive regulation of DNA-templated transcription. Gene Ontology annotation, cellular component: nucleus. The record is from RefSeq and is a predicted model, not a curated record. Gene Ontology annotation, molecular function: RNA polymerase II cis-regulatory region sequence-specific DNA binding; DNA-binding transcription factor activity, RNA polymerase II-specific. The transcript has 7 exons.